Hipposideros armiger (great roundleaf bat) is the source of this 6295-nucleotide messenger RNA. RefSeq names its product protocadherin related 15 (gene PCDH15). The record is from RefSeq and is a predicted model, not a curated record. Gene Ontology annotation, molecular function: calcium ion binding. Gene Ontology annotation, biological process: homophilic cell-cell adhesion; sensory perception of sound; inner ear development. NCBI's taxonomy places the organism in Eukaryota, Metazoa, Chordata, Mammalia, Chiroptera, Hipposideridae. Gene Ontology annotation, cellular component: cell-cell junction; stereocilium; plasma membrane.
ACUGGCAAUAUGAGGACUGCAAACUAAACAGGGGAGGACCACCAGCUACCAUAGUUGCUAUUGAUGAAGAGAGUCGGAAUGGUACGAUCCUGGUGGAUAACUUGCUGAUCAAAGGGACUGCUGGAGGACCAAACCCCACCAUAGAACUCACUUUAAAAGACAAUGUGGAUUACUGGGUGAUGUUGGAUCCUGUUAAACAAAUGCUUUUCCUGAACAGCACGGGCAGAGUUCUGGAUAGAGAUCCACCCAUGAACAUACACUCCAUCGUGGUCAAAGUCCAGUGUGUCAACAAAAAAGUGGGCACUGUUUUCUACCAUGAAGUUCGAAUCGUGGUGCGAGACAGGAAUGACAACUCCCCCACGUUCAAGCACGAAAGCUACUAUGCAACCGUUAAUGAGCUCACUCCAGUUGGUACCACGAUAUUUACAGGAUUUGCAGGAGACAAUGGAGCUACAGACAUAGAUGACGGCCCAAAUGGACAGAUAGAAUAUGCUAUUCAAUAUAAUCCAGAAGAUCCGACAUCCAACGACACCUUUGAAAUACCCCUCAUGUUGACUGGAGAUGUAGUGUUAAGGAAGAGGCUCAACUAUGAAGAUAAGACUCAAUACUUUGUCAUCAUCCAAGCUAAUGAUCGUGCACAAAAUCUGAAUGAACGGCGAACCACAACUACCACCCUCACAGUAGAUAUUCUGGAUGGAGAUGACUUGGGUCCCAUGUUUCUUCCUUGUGUCAUCGUGCCAAACACUCGUGACUGUCGCCCAGUCAACUAUAAAGCCGCCAUACCUGAGUUGCAUACUCCGGAAGAACUGAACCCCAUCAUUGUUACCCCACCAAUCGAAGCCAUUGAUCAGGACCGGAAUAUUCAGCCACCAUCAGAUAGACCGGGCAUCCUCUAUUCCAUCCUUGUUGGGACUCCUGAGGAUUACCCACGAUUCUUCCAUAUGCAUCCCAGGACUGCAGAACUCAGUCUCCUGGAGCCAGUAAACAGAGACUUUCACCAGAAAUUUGAUUUGGUUAUUAAGGCUGAACAGGACAACGGUCAUCCUCUUCCAGCCUUUGCCAGCCUCCAUAUUGAAAUACUAGAUGUGAACAAUCAGAACCCGUAUUUCACAAUGCCCAGUUAUCAAGGCUAUAUCCUGGAAUCUGCCCCAGUGGGAUCAACUAUUUGUGACAGUGUAAAUUUGACCAGUCCUCUACAAAUCAUGGUUCUAGACAAGGAUGUAGAAGAUACGAAAGAUCCAGAGCUUUUCAUUUACCUCCACGAUUAUGCAUCAGUCUUCACUGUCACGCCGACUGGUAUCAUUCGCUACCUCACCUUGCUCCAACCAGUGGACAGAGAAGAACAACAAACUUACAUUUUUACGAUUACGGCCUUUGAUGGUGUGCAAGAAAGUGAGCCAGUUUUUGUCAAUAUUCGGAUAAUGGAUGCAAAUGAUAACACCCCAACCUUCCCUGAAGUGUCCUAUGAUGUCUAUGUUUAUACAGACAUGAGCCCUGGAGACAGUGUCAUACAGCUCACUGCAUUCGACGCAGACGAAGGGUCAAACGGGGAGAUCUCCUAUGAAAUUCUGAUUGGGGACAGGGGAGACUUCAUCAUCAAUAAAACAACAGGGCUUAUCACCAUCGCUCCGGGAGUGAAACUGAUAGUCGGGCAGACUUACGCACUCACUGUCCAAGCAGCGGAUAAUGCUCCUCCUGUGGAGAGAAGGCACUCCAUCUGCACUGUGUACAUUGAAGUGCUUCCUCCAAAUAAUCAAAGCCCUCCCCGCUUCCCACAGAUGAUGUAUAAUCUUGAAGUCAGUGAAGCCAUGAGGGUUGGCGCUGUUUUAUUAAAUCUACAGGCAACUGAUCGAGAGGGAGACCCAAUAACAUAUGCCAUUGAGAAAGGAGAUCCUCAGCGAGUUUUUAAUCUUUCAGAAACUACUGGGAUUCUAACCUUAGGGAAAGCACUGGACAGGGAAAGCACCGAUCGCUACAUUCUGAUUGUCACUGCAACUGAUGGCAGGCCAGAUGGGACCUCAACUGCCACAGUAAAUGUGGUGGUGUCAGAUGUCAAUGACAAUGCUCCAAUGUUUGAUCCGUAUCUGCCUAGAAAUGUGUCUGUGGUGGAAGAAGAAGCGAACGCCUUUAUCUGUCAAGUAACGGCAACUGACCCUGAUGAUGGAAUAAAUGGCCAAGUUUACUACAGUUUGGGCAACUUCAAUAAUCUUUUCCGCAUCACAGCCAAUGGGAGCAUUUACACAAGAGUGAAGCUUGACAGGGAAGUCAGGGACUACUAUGAACUUGUGGUUGUGGCGACUGAUGGAGCAGUACACCCUCGUCAUUCAACUCUAGUUCUGGCCAUCAGAGUUUUGGAUAUUGAUGAUAAUAGUCCUGUGUUCACCAAUUCAACAUAUACUGUUGUGGUUGAAGAGAACCUGCCAGCUGGGACCACUUUCCUUCAAGUAGAGGCCACAGAUGUUGACCUUGGAGCAAAUGUGUCUUAUCGGAUAAGAAGCCCAGAAGUGAAGCACCUCUUUGCAAUACAUCCAUUUACUGGAGUACUUUCCCUUUUAAGGAGUUUGGACUAUGAGUCAUUUCCAGACCAGGAAGCCACUAUCACUUUUCUGGUGGAGGCCUUUGAUAUUUAUGGAACAAUGCCACCCGGUAUCGCUACUGUCACAGUGAUUGUCAAGGAUAUGAAUGAUUAUCCUCCAGUAUUUAGUAAACGGCUCUACAGAGGGAUAGUGGCUCCAGAUGCUGCCAAGGGUACACCGAUCACAACCGUCUAUGCUGAAGACGCAGACCCUCCCACCUCCUCCAGUAAGUGAACUUGCACCCAGAGGGACUACAGUUGGUGUAAUUUCCGCAGCAGCCGUCAAUCAGAGUAUUGUGUACUCCAUUGUUUCAGGAAAUGAAGAGGAUCAUUUUGGUAUUAAUAAUGUCACGGGUGUUAUCUAUGUGAAUGCUCCUCUGGAUUACGAAACAAAGACGAGCUAUGUACUCCGAGUUCAAGCUGAUUCCCUGGAAGUGGUCCUUGCCAACCUCCGAGUGCCUUCAAAAAGUAAUAGAGCAAAAGUAUACAUUGAGAUUCAGGAUGAAAAUGAUCAUCCCCCAGUGUUUCAGAAAAAACUUUACAUCGGAGGUGUAUCUGAAGAUGCAAGAAUGUUUUCGUCUGUGCUAAAAGUUAAGGCUACUGAUAAAGAUACUGGCAAUUAUAGUGCCAUGGCAUACAGGCUCAUAAUACCACCAAUUAAAGAGGAAAAAGAAGGAUUUGUUGUGGAAACCUAUACAGGGCUUAUCAAAACUGCUAUGCUCUUCCAUAACAUGAGGAGGUCCUAUUUCAAGUUUCAAGUCAUCGCAACUGACGACUAUGGGAAAGGACUAAGCGGCAAAGCAAAUGUACUUGUCUCUGUGGUCAAUCAGCUGGAUAUGCAAGUCAUUGUUUCUAAUGUGCCCCCCACUCUAGUGGAAAAAAGGAUAGAAGAACUUACCGAGAUUUUGGAUCGGUAUGUUCAGGAGCAGAUCCCUGGUUCCAAAGUUGUCGUGGAGUCCAUUGGUGCUCGCAGGCAUGGAGACGCCUUUUCUCUAGAAGAUUACAGCAAAUGUGACUUGACUGUCUAUGCAAUUGAUCCCCAAACCAACAGAGCUAUCGACAGAAAUGAGCUUUUUAAAUUUUUGGAUGGCAAACUGCUCGAUAUCAAUAAAGACUUUCAGCCAUAUUACGGGGAAGGAGGACGCAUCCUGGAGAUACGGACUCCACAGGCAGUGACCAGCAUUAAAAAGCGAGGAGAAACUCUAGGCUACACAGAAGGUGCUUUGCUGGCUCUGGCCUUCAUCAUCAUCCUCUGUUGUAUUCCCGCUGUCUUGGUGGUUUUGGUCAGCUACAGACAGUUUAAAGUACGCCAAGAGGAGUGCACCAAGGCAGCAAAGCUCCAAGCCGCGGCCGCGCUGAUGCCUGCGGCCAAACCAGCAGCACCUGCAGCAGCACCCGUGGCCGAAGCCCCGCCGCCGCCGCCGCCCCCGCCCCCGGGGGCACAUCUCUAUGAGGAAGUUGGGGACAGCGCAGCGCAUAAUCUUUUUCUUCUCUACCAUUUCCAACAAAGCAGGGGAAAUAAGUCAGUUCCAGAAGACAGGAAACAUCAGCACGUUGUGGUGCCCUUUUCAUCCAAUCCUACUGAGGCUCACCAGCAGGCUUAUAUAGAUGGAUCCCUUAAGAUCAACCAGCCCGAGUCUGCAAGGAAAUUCACAUUGGUAUCUGAUGAAGAUGCCUUAAGUACCCACAGUGCCCUUUAUAAGGAAAAUAUAGGACAAAGAUCAACGAAGUUGGACUUUCCACUGAGAACAGAUUCUGUAGGCUCAUUUUUACCCAAAACACAAGCCAAGAAUGAGCCUCUGGGGGGCCCAAGAGAAAAGAUUCAGAAGUUGUGGAAUCAGACAAUCUGCUUACCUAGGAGACCAAUGUGGGAACUUCCCAAUACACCAGAAACCAUAGAAAUGGAGCAAUGGCGAAGCAAUAGACAGAAAGCUGGAAAUGAAAUUCCUGGAACCCAUCCAAACAAAAGAGGUAGCAGGAAUAUUGUGCUUACAGCUAAAGAUACAAGUUUAAGAGAGAAAGAGGAAAUAAGGCCAGGUGAAUCACCUAUUAUACAAGGAAUGGAACAGUGGAAAUCUCUGUCUUCAGACUCUUCAUUUUCUUCUCCUUGGUCUCAUUCCUCACUCUCUACUUUGCCAACUGUCUCAAGAGCUGUGGAACUCAAAUCAGAGCCUAAUGCCAUCAUUUCUCCUGCUGACUGUUCCUUGGAACUUUCUCCUUCAAUGCCUUGCAUUUUAAACUCUCCACUCCUAAGGAAAGAGACACCCACUUGUAUGUUGACUGUUGAAACCAAAAGGAACAUUUUCAAAAGUCUUCCCCAUUCAUCAAACAUCUCUCCCCCUCCGCCAUCUCCGCCUCCUCCUCCACGUCCUCCUCCUCCUCCUCCUCCUCUUGUCCUUACUCCGUUGUCUCUUUCCUGUUCUCCUCCUUCUCCUUCUUGUCAUCCCUCUCCUCUUCCUUUUCCUCUACUUCUUCCACUUUCUGUUUCUUCUCCUCCCUCUAUUUCUCCUCCUCUACCCCUCCUUUCUUCGCUUCCCUCUCUUCCUCCGCCACCUCCUCCUUUUCCUUCUCCACUACCUCCUUCAACUUCAGUUCCAUCCCCUAUGUGUGUUUGUAUACCAGCUGUUAAACACACAGGCACUGUGAAACCACCCAAGGAAAUGAAGCCCUCUAUGUUACAGCGAUCAACACCAACAACAGUUUGUAAUGCACACCCUCAAAGAGAGCCAAAAGGAAUCCUCAAACAUGUUAAAAACUUAGCGGAACUUGAAAAGUCAAUAGCUAACAUGUACAGUCAAAUAGAAAAAAACUAUCCACCAACACACAACACAAAACUUCAGACUAGUUGCCCUUCAGAGAUAACACAUAUGGAAAUGACAUCCGAACAAAAUCAGGAGAAUCUGCACAAUAUUGUCGAGGAAAUUGAAAAACACUCUCACAUUCAAUCUACUUCACUGUAAUGUUGCUUUUCCUAUUUUAACUGGACAACUCUUUCAUUGGCCGUAAUCUUCAAGUGGAGCCAAAUUUGAACAUUAAAGAAGAUUCUAUUCUUUUACCCUAAACUCAAUGCGAUACUGUUUUUUUCCCUCAUUUUUAAUUUACAAUAUUAUUAACCUCAUCAUUACUAACUCAUAUAGAUUUAUCUUAAUUUUCUUAACUACGAAGUAAUUAUUUGUCAACAUUUAUUUAAAAAGUAAGUAAUUUCAAUCUAUUUUUUAAUGGGAAUAUAUGGGUAUAAAAGUUAGAUGUCCAACUUAAACCAGUGGCUUGUUGAUCAUGUUAAUGAAAUAACUUUUACUUUUUCAUCAUAAUUUUAUGGGAAAAAAGGAGACUGUUACAAGUAUGCUAAAAAAUAUCAUAGUUUUUUUUUUUAUUUCCUUGCAACCUAUAUGUGGUAAGAAGAAAUGCUACCAAUUAAAAUGUCAUUUAUCCUGAAAUGUAGGAGAUGGCAGACAUUAUGGUAUUCCAAAAUAAAUCUCAGGUGCUAGAAGAUGUAGUCAUCUAUUUUCAUAUAAGAGCAUCCUUUACUCAGGCUUGCUUUUAUCUUACUAGUAUGCUUAUACAUUUGAUAAAUCUUUUUACUUUUUCUCAGUUGCUAUCUUAUCUAUUGAUUUCUCAUUGAGCUUUCUUUUUCCUUCUUUAUAAUGAAAAUAAACCUUGAGUCAUUGACUUUUAUAAGACAUUUAAUUGUUCCUAUAGAUGUUUAAAGUGCUCUUUAAU